Molecule: messenger RNA, 2138 nt
Organism: Chenopodium quinoa (quinoa)
Lineage: Eukaryota; Viridiplantae; Streptophyta; Magnoliopsida; Caryophyllales; Amaranthaceae
Product: malate dehydrogenase, chloroplastic-like
Exons: 2
Coding region: 626-1864 (412 amino acids)
Biological process (GO): malate metabolic process; tricarboxylic acid cycle
Cellular component (GO): mitochondrion; cytoplasm
Molecular function (GO): L-malate dehydrogenase (NAD+) activity
Source: RefSeq, a predicted model, not a curated record
UUAAAAAUCCGAGUGGAGGAGUUUGUGUUAAUUGCGUAUAUUUUCAAAAUAUCAAAUUUAGCUAUUUGUAUUAAGAGAUAUAAUAAAGUGUUAAAAUUAUGCACUAAUAAGUAAGAAAGUCUAAAUGUUACAGCUAAAAGUGAGCAGAAGAAGUAUGAGUUAUCUUGCUUGAUCCCAUAUUCGAUCCGACCUCUUCAUCCACUUUGAAUCCGGGCAAAUAUAUUUUGGGCGAGCUCUACCCAAUAUAUUGGCCCAAUAGGCUGUAUAACAACAUUGAAGACAUUAACUUGUUAUUAUUGAAAGAGACUUUAUAGACUCAAUAGGAGCAGGGCUGGGCUGGGUAGUGGGUACUGAACUACUGAAGCUAACAAUAUAUGAUUAUGGUCUAUGUUAAUCAUUGCUAUUUCACGGUAUCAACGAACAGAGAAUUUCAUUCACAUAUCAUAAUAAUAAUCAUAUAAAAAAAUAUAUAAUAAAGUUUAGACACUGGUAGAUGUAGAUAGCUGAAAAAGGCCAAAAAAACAGAGGUGUGUAGUUGCUCAUCUUGCUGCCUGUUUGUUGCUCCAACUCCAACCGCUCGAAUACUAAGGCCUUGCCUACAGUUUGCCUUUACCAGGACUCCAGAAUGGCAGUAAGAGCAGCAGCGACCUAUUCGAUUGCAUCCCCGUAUGUCAAUCCUAAACCCAACCUUCCUCAUCAGAUAAAACCGGCAACUAUAACUGUAAAUUCCCAAUACCCUCUCAGAGGUUUCAGUGGCCUCAAGGCUGCUGCUGAUGUAACUUGUGAAUCAGAAACUUCUUUCUUAGGAAGGGAAAGUAAUGCAGCUCUAGUACGAACUUUUGCACCAAGAACUCAAAAUUACUGUAAGAAUUACCAACAUCACUUAAACCCUCAAGCAUCGUAUUACAAAGUGGCUAUCCUAGGUGCUGCAGGAGGAAUUGGACAGCCUCUCUCGCUUCUGGUCAAAAUGUCUCCCUUAAUUUCGGACAUAAAUCUUUAUGAUAUAGCCAAUGUAAAAGGAAUUACAGCAGAUCUUGCUCACUGCAACACACCAGCUAAAGUGAUCGGUUUUACUGGGACUUCUGAGCUUGCUGACUCUUUGAAGGGUGUGGAUGUUGUAGUCAUCCCUGCAGGAGUCCCACGGAAACCUGGUAUGACUCGGGAUGACCUCUUCAACACAAAUGCCAGUAUUGUCAAGAGUUUGAUCGAGGCUGUUGCUGAUAACUGCCCUCAAGCAUUCAUCCACAUAAUAACUAACCCAGUGAACUCCAUGGUUCCCAUAGCAGCAGAAGUGCUGAAGCAGAAGGGAGUUUAUGACCCGAAGAAGCUCUUUGGAGUUACCACAUUGGAUGUUGUUAGAGCAAACACAUUUGUUGCUAAAAAGAAAAACUUGAAGCUGAUUGAUGUUGAUGUUCCCGUGGUGGGAGGGCAUGCCGGGAUUACUAUUUUGCCCCUCCUGUCAAAAACAAGGCCAUCAAUGAGUUUCACCGAUGAAGAAGUGCAAGAAUUGACUCAGAGAAUCCAAGAUGCGGGGACAGAAGUGGUGGAGGCGAAGGUUGGAGAAGGUUCUGCUACACUGUCAAUGGCAUAUGCUGCUGCGAGAUUUGUGGAGUCAUCUCUGAGGGCUUUGGAUGGAGAUGCAGAUGUUUAUGAGUGUGCUUACGUAGAGUCAAAUUUGACUGAGCUUCCAUUCUUUGCCUCACGGAUCAAGCUUGGGAGGAAAGGUGUUGAGGCUUUUAUUCCCUCAGAGUUGCAGGGAUUGACUGAGUUUGAAGCCAAGGCGUUGGAGGCUCUGAAGCCUGAACUCAAGGCAAGUAUUGAUAAAGGGGUGGCUUUUGUCCACAAGCAACCUGUAGCUGCAUAAACUUGAGGAAUUAACACGAUAAUUCAUGUGUGUAAUUCUGACUCUUACAAUUGUGUAUGCUUAUCAGUCUGCAGUUCACACAGUCCACCACACUAAUUUUCAAGAGAAGUAAAUAAAACAUGCAGCACUUGGUACUUGUGCAAGGCUAAGAAUGGCAAGAGGCUUCAUUUGGUUAAAAAAUUCUCAUUUUUAAGAAUGAUCUGUUUGAUUUUCAGGUUCUUAUUUUUGAGAAAUAUUUUCCUGUAAAUAUUAGUUGUCCCUGCAAUUAACAGAC